Messenger RNA from Boleophthalmus pectinirostris (great blue-spotted mudskipper), 1396 nucleotides. RefSeq lists its product as uncharacterized. NCBI's taxonomy places the organism in Eukaryota, Metazoa, Chordata, Actinopteri, Gobiiformes, Gobiidae. Gene Ontology annotation, molecular function: zinc ion binding; nucleic acid binding. The coding region runs from base 1 to 1392 and encodes 463 amino acids. The transcript has a single exon. The record is from RefSeq and is a predicted model, not a curated record.
AUGCCCAGAGGAGGAAAGAAGGCCGAGGAGCCAGAUGAAGGAAAUGCUGUAGCAUCUGGCCCCCAGGAGGGCACAAGUGGGUCCAAAGAUAAAGUGGAGGAGUUGACUGCUCUCGUGAAAGCAUUGAUCGAGAAGCAGGAUGCCAGAGAAAAGAAGCAGGAAAAAGACCAGCUUCUACAGGAGCAGCGCUGGAAGGCCAUGCAGCGGCAGUUCCAGCAGAUCCAGCAGCAGCAUAAGUCCGAGCACUCUGAGUUGUAUGUGCAAGGACAAGGAGAGCCAUCAUGUGACUAUGAUGAUGAUGGUGAAGAUGAUGGGCCAGACCCUGGCGGCUAUGGUUACAGACCGCAGAGGGAGCCCAAUUUGCCAAUCUUGAAGCCAGAGGACGACAUUGAACAUUUUUUAAUUACGUUUGAGCGGAUGGCCCAAGUUUAUCGCUGGCCAAUCGAUGAGUGGGCGGUCCGCCUUGUUCCCCUGUUGACCGGAAAAGCACGCAGCGCGUUUGUGCAAAUGGACAUUCGCCACUCCAACAACUAUGAAAAAGUGAAGGAGGCCAUCUUGGCUAAAUAUGAAAUCACAGAUGAGACCUACCGUCGCCGCUUCAGGUCCCUGAAGAUUGAGUUGGAAGAGACGCCGCGGGAGCUGUAUGUUCGACUCAAGGACUUGUUGAACCGGUGGCUGCAACCGGAAAAGAACUCUCCAAAGGACGUCUGGGAGAAGCUCAUCCUGGAGCAGUUUCUCCGCAUGGUCAGCCCAGAGCUCGAGGUCUGGAUCCGGGAGCGAGACCCUGCCAGUGCUGAGGAAGCAGCUCGUCUUGCAGAGUCCUUCCUGUCUGCCCGUAAAGGACCCAGAGCCAGCUACUUUGGACGGGAGCCCCGUUUCACCCAGCCAAGUAAGUCCUAUGGGGGUGAUCAAGGUUGUGGUCCUGUCUCCGGGGGGGUUAAAAGUAGGCCAUCUCCACCUUACCAGUCACGUGCAGCUAAAAAACCACCAAACAGGUCUCAGACACAGGAAGUCAGGUGUUACAACUGCAACAACUUAGGCCAUACACAGCAUUUCUGCCCAGCUCAAAGAUCUAAACCCUCUCUUUUGUGUUCAGUACCUAGGCCGGCCACUGUACUUGCCAUGGAGAGUAGGGGGUGCACAACACCGGUGCUGGUUAAUGGCCAAAAAGUCAAAGCACUGCUAGACUCAGGUUGUUUCCAGUCUGUUGUUCUGUCCAGUUUGGUCCCAGAGGAGAGGCACUCUAGGGAAACUAUACCACUUACCUGUAUCCACGGAGAUGAGCAUACCUACCCAACAGCUGAGGUUUACAUUACAGUAGGAGGUCAAACUUACCUGUUAAAUGUAGCCCCUAGCACAGAAUCUGCCAUACAGUGUCAUCCUGGGGAAUGACAUC